AGGACUAUGAGCGUGGGCUUCAUUGGGGCCGGCCAGUUGGCCCUUGCCCUUGCCAGGGGCUUCUCUGCAGCAGGCAUCGUGGCUUCCCACAAGAUAAUGGCUAGCACUCCAAAUAUGGACCUGCCCACAGUUUCUGCACUCAGGAAGAUGGGUGUGAAGCUGACCCACCACAACAAGGAAACAGUGCAGCACAGUGAUGUGCUCUUCCUGACUGUCAAACCUCACAUUAUUCCCUUCAUCCUGGAUGAGAUUGGGUCUGAUAUCAAGGACAGACACAUCGUGGUCUCCUGUGCUGCUGGUGUCACUAUCAGUUCCAUUGAGAAGAAAUUGACAGCAUUCCAGCCAGCCCCCAAGAUCAUUCGAUGUAUGACCAACACCCCUGUAUUGGUCCAGGAAGGAGCCACAGUAUAUGCCACUGGUACCCAUGCCCUGGUGAAGGAUGGGAAACUCCUAGAACAGCUAAUGAGCAGUGUGGGCUUCUGCGUAGAAGUGGAAGAAGACCUGAUAGAUGCUGUCACAGGACUCAGCGGCAGUGGCCCUGCCUAUGCAUUUAUGGCCUUGGAUGCUCUAGCAGAUGGUGGGGUGAAGAUGGGCCUCCCAAGAAGACUGGCAGUCCGCCUGGGUGCACAGGCCUUACUGGGAGCCGCUAAGAUGCUCUUGAACUCAGAGCAGCAUCCAGGACAGCUCAAGGACAGCGUUUGCACCCCUGGGGGAGCCACCAUUCAUGCUUUGCACUUCCUGGAAAGUGGUGGUUUUCGAUCUUUACUCAUCAAUGCUGUUGAGGCCUCCUGCAUCCGGACUAGGGAACUGCAGUUCAUGGCUGAUCAAGAGAAGAUCUCCCCAGCUGCCAUCAAGAAAACCCUCCUAAAUAAGGUGAAACUGGAGUUGCCUACUCUUUCUGCACACUCACUUUCCAGCGGAGUCAAGCAGUUUAAUUGUACCCAGGCCCCUGGGGUCAAGAAGGACUGAGAUGGAUUUACCUCCCUUUUACCUAGUCUGAAACCCAUCCCCCUUCCCUGCCCUCAGGAGCUCCUAGCCAGCUCUGGUCCCUAGUACUCAGGGAGAGGAGUCUCUGCAGCAGU
This is a messenger RNA of Trichosurus vulpecula (common brushtail), 1082 nucleotides long. It is a transcript of the gene PYCR2, whose product is annotated as pyrroline-5-carboxylate reductase 2. Gene Ontology annotation, biological process: L-proline biosynthetic process. Gene Ontology annotation, molecular function: pyrroline-5-carboxylate reductase activity. The transcript has 7 exons. Bases 7 to 969 code for a protein of 320 amino acids. NCBI's taxonomy places the organism in Eukaryota, Metazoa, Chordata, Mammalia, Diprotodontia, Phalangeridae. The record is from RefSeq and is a predicted model, not a curated record.